UCUCGACCUCGACCAAACCACCACAUCCCACCGCAACACCAUGUUUCCCCACCAGGGUGGUCAGGGCCAGCUGCCCACGCACUGGCAGCCGCCGACGUCGCAGCAGCCCGCCAACGGCGCCUAUCCGCCGCCCUCGCACGUAAGUCUGCACUCGUCGUGCUCGUUGUUGUUGUUGUGUCGUGGGAGCUGACAGUUGACGUCGACAGAUGGGCGCCAGACUCCCGCCGCCCCCGCCCCAGGAGCCUCGCGCAGACAUGGUCGCCCACCAACAUCCCCACCCGCACCCGCACCCUCACCCCCAGUACCAGCAACCGCCGCCGCAGCAGCAGUACCGCCUGCCAGGCCCCAACGAAUGGACCCAGGCGCCGCCGCCGCACGCCGACCCGUACCGCCAGGCCCAACCGCCGCCCCAGUACGUCCAGCAGCACCACCAGCCGCCCGCCCCGCGCCAGCGCACUGCCAUUGCCUGCCGCUACUGCCGGAGACGCAAGAUCCGCUGCUCAGGCUUCGAGGCGACCGAGGACGGCCGCUGCUCAAACUGCAUGCGCUUCAACCAGGACUGCAUCUUCACCCCGGUCUCGGCCCAGACGCAGGCUUUUGUCCCCGCCCACACCGUCUGGCGCGGCGUCGGACAGCCGCCGCCCAUGUACGGCGCCUACGGCCAGCCGCUCCCUCCGGCGAACCAAGCUGAGCCCUACGGCCGGCCGCAGCAGUAUCUGCCCAGCCCCACUGCAGGUCCGUACCCAGCUUAUCCUGUCCAUGCCUCGCCUGGUGCUUCUCCUGUUGAGACGACCCGUGACGACCUGAAUGGCAGGAAGAGGCCGCACGCCGAGCCUCACACACCCACCCUGCCUCCGCCAACUCCUGGCGCAGCGUCACAGGCGCCUCAUCGAGGCACCAGACAAGAGUAUGCCUUUCCCGAGCCAUCGUCUCUAACCUCCGUUGCUCCUACAGCCGGCCCUCCAGCCCCGUAUCCUGCCGCGCCGCAAACCGCCGCCCAGCCCUACUACGCCGCACAACCGCCCCGCCAAGCCUCGCCACAGAGCGCAUAUCGUUAUGACGCGAGCCGCGCCUCGUCCUCGCCGCACUCGCAAGCGCCAACCACGCCCGGUGCCGCCCCUUCUCCCUACUACACGGCGCCUGCGCAACCAAAUGGUGCCCUGCAGCCGCUGCCCCCUCGAAGUGAGGGCAGGACUCCCCCACCUCCCACGUCUCAGGCCGCUCCAACCAGGCCAGGCAUGCGCAUCAACGACCUCGUCACCGACAACGGUCCCGGACGCAGUUCGACGGAUUCGUCCAUGCUCAACAUGCUCAAUCGCCGACCCAUGUAAAUCUCUGCUCCGAUUCAGACGAGGUGCUCACGAGCUGGUCCUCAUUAGGAGCACAAGUACGUCGAUGUAGCAGCACGCAACGUCUUGACGCUGCAUCAUCAGCCGUCACUUCGUUUCUCUGUAUAAUCUUUCCUUCGUCAUCAUUGCAUCGCCAUGUUCCCCCAAGGAAUCUGGC
This is a messenger RNA of Dothidotthia symphoricarpi CBS 119687, 1506 nucleotides long. RefSeq lists its product as uncharacterized. Gene Ontology annotation, biological process: regulation of DNA-templated transcription. Bases 207 to 1331 code for a protein of 374 amino acids. Gene Ontology annotation, molecular function: zinc ion binding; DNA-binding transcription factor activity, RNA polymerase II-specific. The record is from RefSeq and is a predicted model, not a curated record. The transcript has 2 exons. Lineage: Eukaryota; Fungi; Ascomycota; Dothideomycetes; Pleosporales; Dothidotthiaceae.